Messenger RNA from Necator americanus (New World hookworm), 300 nucleotides. RefSeq lists its product as uncharacterized. NCBI's taxonomy places the organism in Eukaryota, Metazoa, Nematoda, Chromadorea, Rhabditida, Ancylostomatidae. The transcript has 2 exons. The record is from RefSeq and is a predicted model, not a curated record. The coding region runs from base 1 to 300 and encodes 99 amino acids.
AUGACAACAUCGCCGGCCCGCAAAAAGGCUCCUUCCGCUUCCUUCUGCCUUACUCCAGUUACCACUUCGGACGUUGUUGUACGUCCGGCUGGUGUUCAGAGUGCGAACAGAUGUUCAUUGAUUCAUGUCAUCGAGUCGGAGAAUGAAAUUUCCUGGUAUAUCGACGGCGCUAAGCAAGGAGCUAUGAAAAGGGAGGAUUCAAGAGAGGUAGCAGGGAAAGUCGGUGGAAGAGCAAUCUUCAUGAUUGCUGCCGUUGUCGGAUUAGAUGAGGUGACGAAACGAAAGAAGCCUAUGAUAUGA